Cladophialophora carrionii CBS 160.54 is the source of this 318-nucleotide messenger RNA. RefSeq lists its product as uncharacterized. Lineage: Eukaryota; Fungi; Ascomycota; Eurotiomycetes; Chaetothyriales; Herpotrichiellaceae. The record is from RefSeq and is a predicted model, not a curated record. The coding region runs from base 1 to 318 and encodes 105 amino acids. The transcript has a single exon.
AUGGAAGACGACCAAGCGGCCCACGAGAAGGCACAACUCCAUUCGGACGACAUAAAGCCCGAGCGCAAGGAGCCGGAAGGCACAAGAGCUUCUCAGGCCUUGUUGGAGAAGAGGCCGACCGAUAUCUCGGAGUUUCCUGCAAACGAACAAGGAAUCGACAAUGCUAGACUAAAAGAGAUGCCGUCGAACGAGCCCGCAGGCCACGAAAUGGGGACCACCGAGAAUGAAAUCGUCGCGUGGGAUAGGAUGGCGAGGAUGGCUGACUCGACCACCCUGGGUAGAGGUAAUACCAGGAGAGAGGGCCCCUCAGCUUCGUGA